CCCUCCCCCCAACCCCGGGAACCCGGAAACCAGCUCCCACUCGGUGGCUCCUGCGCGGCUAGCGGGUCCUCAGUGGAUCCAGGCUCGGCGCCGCGAUGUUCGACGGGACGUCGACGGAGAGCGACCUCGGGGUUAAGGGGUGGGGCUGGCGCCGGGAGCCAAGAUGGCGGCGGUGGUCGGACUCUCCUUGAGGCGCCGGUUGCCGGCCACGGCACUUGGCGGAGCCUGCCUACAGGCCUGCCGAGGGAACCAGACAGCUGCAGCCACAGCUCCCCGAAUCAAGAAGUUUGCCAUCUACCGAUGGGACCCAGACAAGGCAGGAGAUAAACCUCGUAUGCAGACUUAUGAAGUUGAUUUGAAUAAAUGUGGCCCCAUGGUGCUGGAUGCUUUAAUCAAGAUUAAGAAUGAAGUUGAUUCCACCCUGACCUUCCGAAGAUCAUGUAGAGAAGGUAUCUGUGGCUCUUGUGCAAUGAACAUCAACGGAGGCAACACCCUGGCCUGCACCCGAAGGAUUGACACCAACCUCAACAAAGUCUCAAAAAUCUACCCUCUGCCACAUAUGUAUGUGAUAAAGGAUCUUGUGCCUGAUUUGAGCAACUUCUAUGCCCAGUACAAGUCCAUCGAGCCUUACCUGAAGAAGAAGGAUGAGUCCCAGCAAGGCAAGCAGCAGUAUCUGCAGUCCAUAGAAGACCGUGAGAAACUGGACGGGCUCUACGAGUGCAUCCUCUGCGCCUGCUGUAGCACCAGCUGCCCCAGCUACUGGUGGAACGGGGACAAGUACCUGGGACCUGCGGUUCUGAUGCAGGCCUAUCGCUGGAUGAUCGACUCCAGGGAUGACUUCACCGAGGAGCGACUGGCCAAGCUGCAGGACCCGUUCUCUCUGUACCGCUGCCACACCAUCAUGAACUGCACAAGGACCUGUCCCAAGGGUCUGAAUCCAGGGAAAGCUAUUGCUGAGAUCAAGAAAAUGAUGGCCACCUAUAAGGAGAAGAGAGCUUCUGCAUAACCGAUCCAUGCUACACGUGACUUGUGACCAGUUCAGAGCUGAAAAUAAUUUCUGUCUAAUUUGAGCUCCUUCUAAGGUCAUGAUUUUCCAUGAAUACAGCAUGUAAAAUAAGAAUGUUAAGAAAUAAAUAAACGCUACUCUACUUUAUUAACAAAAA
Messenger RNA from Carlito syrichta (Philippine tarsier), 1163 nucleotides. It is a transcript of the gene SDHB, whose product is annotated as succinate dehydrogenase complex iron sulfur subunit B. The record is from RefSeq and is a predicted model, not a curated record. Lineage: Eukaryota; Metazoa; Chordata; Mammalia; Primates; Tarsiidae. Bases 164 to 1006 code for a protein of 280 amino acids. The transcript has 8 exons. Gene Ontology annotation, biological process: tricarboxylic acid cycle; aerobic respiration; respiratory electron transport chain. Gene Ontology annotation, cellular component: mitochondrial membrane. Gene Ontology annotation, molecular function: 2 iron, 2 sulfur cluster binding; electron transfer activity.